Schistosoma intercalatum is the source of this 2317-nucleotide messenger RNA. NCBI's taxonomy places the organism in Eukaryota, Metazoa, Platyhelminthes, Trematoda, Strigeidida, Schistosomatidae. The record is from the annotation of a GenBank genome assembly.
GUACAAUGUGCAAGUAGUUGCGUUACUGUAAUUUUGACUCAGCCUUCGAAGAGUUUAAAGAAUAGCUGUGUUCCUAGUUUCACUGAAACUGAUGUCCGAAGAUAUCUCCAAUCGCUUAAUUCAUCCCAAUGUUUAGGACCUGAUGGUAUCCCAAACCUUUUUAAAAAAUGUGCUGACGUCCUAUGUUAUCCAUUCACGACUAUCUUUAACAGAUCCUUCUCAUCUAAUCUCAUAGCGAAAAUGUGGAGAAAGAUGAAGAUAAUCCCUGUACCCAAGAAAGUAUCUGGCGAUACGAAUGUGAAAUUUAGACCUAUUGCAAUAACUUCACCCUUCCUCAAAACAAUGGAAAAAUUAUUAAUACUUACAAUUCAGCCUGCGAUAAAAGAGCAUAUUGAUCCAUAUCAGUUUGCUUACAGAUGCAAAAGAAGCACCUUAGAUGCUGUUGCUGUUCUGCAUUACAAUAUAGUGUUCAACUUAGGAAAGGAAAUGAAAGGUCAUUCCAAUUCAACGUUGCCUCCGGGAUCAGUUCUAAUACAAUCUGGUCAGGCCAUUUCUCAGACUUCUGGCAUAGCCACUCUCCAAACUAACAGUGUCACAAGUGGUCCACAGAAUCUCCAAGUGUGGACUCCGUCACCAUCUGGAGCUAUUACGGUUUCGGGUAUCCCAUCAUCAAGGAGUUCUGCCAACUUGGUUACUCUCCCCUCUGGCCAGACUGUAUUGAUGGCCAAUUUGGUAACAACGGCUACCACAGCACCGAUUUCUCUUUCAACAUCUUCAAUUGCUAAACAACAAAUCCAAGUUCCAACGGGUCUUCCACCUGGUGGGCCCAUUGUCAUAUCUAAUCCCAAUUCUGCUGGUCCACUUGCUACACAGCUCACGAAUCCCACUGUCAUACAAGGUCCUAACGGUCAAAUGUCAGUGGCAUUACCAGGUGGCAUAAUAAGUAGCAAUACAUUAAACUCAUUCAAUAGUUCAUCCACUGCCUUUGUUUCAAGCACAUUGGGAAACAUAUCUACCGAUCAACCUGUACAUAUCGCUCAGAUUGUUGAUAAUCAUUUGCGUCCAGGAACGGCUUGUUUCACAACAAAUGCUGGCUUUCAGGGAAUAACACCUAUGAAUCAAGUACUUUUGGACUCAACAGGUUUUAAUCUUGGCAGUGCUCAAACACAAAACAAGUUGAUUAAUAUGUCGUCCAUCAGACCUCCUGGACUUGUGUCUUCUCCCAUGCAACCAGUUCACCCUGGUAAUUCGUUCGCUGCAGCUGCAAAUAUUCCUAGAGGUUUGUCUGUCAACCUUUCUUCUGACAUCACAAAUUCGCAGUCAAAACCAUCAGUUUCUCAACCAGUCAUUGUCUCUACUUCAAAUUUGCCUGUUCAAGAAGCAGCUAUAUAUCCAGUUCAAGAUGAAUGCUCAUCGGCAAUGCAAAAUGGUACUCCUACUUCGGGUCCAGUUACAACAUCUGUGGUUGAUGUUAGCUCAACUAACAAUCCAUCUAUUUCAACUGCUGGAGUUACUGUCGUCGAAAUACCUUGCUCACCUGAAAAUGAUCAAACAAAUCUCAACUCAAAGUGCAUCACUGAUGAGCAAACCAAUUCCGUUUUCACAUCAAGUUCCUUAUCUGAGUUGUUAACUGAAUUUGAACCUCAUUUACAACUAGAUCCUGAUGUUGAAGAGGUUAUAACUAAUUUAGCUAAUGAAUUUAUUGUAAAUUGUGCAGAAAAAGCUCAACAACUUGCUUCACAUAGGGGUAUAUCAAAUGUUGAAGCAAAAGAUGUUGUAUUUUGUAUGGAACGUGAUUGGAAUGUUAUUGUCCCGGGUUUUGCUACUGAGGAACGAAUUGUACGUAAAAGUUUCACAACUGAAGCACAUAAACAGCGCUUAGCUUUAAUUAAAAAACAAAUUAAAAAAAUGUGAAUAUAUAUCUCUUUGUACAUUCAAAAUUCUCCUGUUUUCUACGUCUCCCCUGUGUAUUACACUUAUAUUUAUUUAAUUCUGCCUUCUGUUGACUUUUACUUCUUUAGUGGGGAAAACUAUUUCUUUUUUAAAUAAAAAGAUUAUUCAAUGUAAAUUAAAUUGUUUUAUAUCAUGGUAAUUAUUAUGUAGUUUAUUUUGGGUGACAGAUUUCAUUUCUUUAAAUUGAUAUGUUACAAAAUACCUGAUUGGUAUUGAAUUACUCUUAUGUACCAUGGUCUAAUACAUUUUCCAAGCUAGAAAAUACGAUCAAAAUUAUUUGCAUGAACCAGUUUUUGUUUUUCAAAUCAACAUUAAACAACUGUAAAUUAUCUUUAAAUUAAAUAAGAUAAUUUAGAAAAUGUCA